AUUUAAACGGGUAUCAUAUGGUUCAACUACAUAUAUGUUUGAAAGAUGACAUCGGUCAGGUAUGGUCAUUUGGUUAUAGUUAUUCGUCACUGUGGAGUAAUGUUGACCAAAGAAUUGUUCUUGAAAAGAGUUAGUGAUAUAACACCGAGUGGAUCUGAUAACCCGUGGACUGUUGAUGAUUUCUUAAAAGAAAAUAAAAAAGAAUUACUCGGGUAUAAACAUAUAAAAUCAAAACAACAUAUAUUCUACCCUGGAGAGAUGGUGAAAGCAAAUGUCGAUGAGUGGGAAUUGAGUACGUUUUGUCUCCUGCUAUUGGAGUUCUGUAAAUUACCGAAAAAGAUUCGCCAGGAUAUACUUUGCUUGAAGCAUCUAAGAAACAAGGUUGUGCAUUUUGGAGGAACUAAAGAUAUUCCAGAGGGCAUGUAUAAAAGUUAUAUAGAAAAGAUGAAGCGUAUCUUUAGACUAUGUGAGGAAGAACUAAACAAUGAAAAACUAAAAUCAGAACUAGACAAAAUUAUUGAAAAUGAUCAAAAUAUUCAUGAAAAGGACGUUGAAGAAGGAGAGAAAGAAUUAAAGCAAUGGUUCAUAGAAGAUCAAACAUUUAACAUUGGAAUUUCAAUAGAAAACGAUGGGAGAGAUGUAGGCGAAGUAAAGACAAACUUGUUGGAUUAUCAUAUGAAGUUUGAAGAAAAUGACCGAUCAACAAAUAUAGAGAUAUCGAUAUCAAUAGGUAUAGGGUGGCAAGGUGAACACAAGCAAUCGGGAGAACUUGCUGAAGCCCAACAGGACAUAUCAUCUGGUACAAGUUCUUCAGGGGAGUCCUCAGCAAAGAGAACGUUCAGGAUUUCCAUAGAGAAAAUUAGAGGUGAUGUUCGUGAAAUGGGAGAUCCUGAUUUUGAAAACGUUGGACCUGGUUCUAUUAUAUUCAAGUUCACAUGUUCUUCAGUAACGUCACUGAUAUACCUUCUAGAUUACUUCAGUGGACCAAUCAUUCAAAGAAGAUUGCUAGAUAUGACAAUGGCAAUUGAAGAAAUGAUAGAUGAUCUUGUGACAUUGCAAGUUUAUGUUCCAAGUAAAGCAUAUGAGGAAACAAUAAAAACAUUAG
Ruditapes philippinarum (Manila clam) is the source of this 1105-nucleotide messenger RNA. RefSeq lists its product as uncharacterized. The annotation marks the transcript as partial. The record is from RefSeq and is a predicted model, not a curated record. Lineage: Eukaryota; Metazoa; Mollusca; Bivalvia; Venerida; Veneridae. The transcript is spliced from 3 exons.